UGUGUGGUCCACGUUACGCGGGAAAGCGCGGAAUGUGGGUUCUUCUGCGCGGGGGUCACCCCCUCCGCGUCCUGCUGCCCCUCCGUGGGGAGUGGAAGGGGCGGAGGGGCCUGCCCAGAAGUCUGGGCCCCGCCCCCCCGCGCCGCCGGUAUCGGAAGGAGGCCCUCCCGGCUCUGGAUGGUCCCGCGCUGCCCAUCACGACCACUGAGAUCCGCCAGUACUUGAAGGCACACGGCAUCCCCUUCCAGGACGGCCACAGCUGCCUGCGGGCACCCAGCCCCUUUGUGGGGGACUCACAGCUCAAGGAUCAGAUUGCAGCUCCUGCUUCCUCCAGCCUCUUCAUCGACAAGACCACAGGCCGUUUUCUCUGCAUGAUCAGCCUCGCCGAAGGGAGCUGGGAGGACUUCCAAGCCAGUGUGGAGGGUCGUGGGGAUGGGGCCAGAGAAGGGCUCUUGCCUGGCGAAUCCACUGCUGCUGAGGACAGUGAUGAAGUCCUAAGGAUCUGGGAGCGUGCCGUACCCCUUUGGGAGCUGCCCGAGAAGGAGGAAGCCCAGUUGGCUCGGGUGAUGUUUGGCCUCAGCAAAGUGACAGAUGACACGCUCAGGCGCUUCAGUGUGCGCUAUCUGCGGUCGGCCCGCAGCCUUGUCUUCCCUUGGUUCUCCCCAGGAAGUUUGAGGUUACGGGGCCUGAAGCUCCUGGGGGCUGAAAGCCAGGGGGAAGAUGUACGCUACGUGGAAACCACCAUUCCCCGGCCUGGUGCCUACUGCAAUCUCUUUGGGCUACCACUGAUUGGUCGUCGAGAUGUGGAGUUGGUUCUGACCAGUCGUGAACUGGACAGUCUGGCCUUGAGUCAGUCCACAGGCCUGCCUACUCUGGCUCUCCCCCGAGGGACAGCCUGCUUGCCCCCUGCCCUGCUCCCUUAUCUCGAACAGUUUCGAAGGAUUGUGCUCUGGCUGGGGGAUGACCUUCGGUCCUGGGAAGCUGCCAAAUUGUUUGCCCGAAAACUAAACCCCAAGCGAUGCUCAUUGGUGCGCCCUGGAGACCAGCAGCCUCGUCCCCUGGAGGCCCUGAACCUAGGCUUAAAUCUGACUCGCAUUCUGCGCUCGGCCCUGCCUGCCUGGCACAAGUCAAUCAUAUCUUUCCGCCAGCUUCGGGAAGAGGUGCUAGGAGAACUGUCCAAUGUGGAGCAGGUAGCGGGUAUCCGUUGGAGUCGCUUCCCAGACCUUAACCGUCUCCUGAAGGGACAUCGAAAGGGCGAGCUGACAGUCUUCACAGGGCCAACAGGCAGUGGAAAGACCACAUUCAUCAGUGAGUAUGCCCUGGAUUUGUGUACCCAGGGGGUGAACACGCUGUGGGGGAGCUUUGAGAUCAGCAACGUGAGACUAGCUCGGGUCAUGCUGACCCAGUUUGCUGUGCAGCGACUAGAAGAGCAGCUGGACAAAUAUGAUGAGUGGGCUGACCGUUUUGAGGACCUGCCCCUGUAUUUCAUGACUUUUCACGGACAGCAGAGCAUCAGGACAGUAAUAGACACAAUGCAGCAUGCAGUCUACGUCUAUGACAUUUGUCAUGUGGUCAUUGAUAAUCUCCAGUUCAUGAUGGGUCAUGAGCAGCUGUCUUCAGACAGGAUUGCAGCUCAAGAUUACAUUGUGGGGGCUUUUCGGAAAUUUGCAACAGACAGUAACUGCCACGUGACCCUGGUCAUUCAUCCCCGGAAGGAGGAUGAUGAUAAGGAACUGCAGACAGCAUCCAUAUUUGGUUCAGCCAAAGCAAGCCAGGAAGCCGACAAUGUUCUGAUCCUGCAGGACAGGAAGCUGGUAACUGGGCCAGGAAAACGCUAUCUGCAGGUGUCCAAGAACCGCUUUGAUGGAGUUGUAGGUGUCUUUCCACUUGAGUUCAACAAGAAUUCUCUCACCUUCUCUAUACCGCCAAAGAGCAAAGCCCGACUCAAGAAGGUCAAAGAUGACAAUGGGCUAGUGACCAAAAAGCCCUCUUCUGGCAAAAAGGGUGCCAUGGCUCAGAACUCUGAGGCUGCUUCAGGCCAGGCUCCAACCCCUACUAGCUAGAUUCUGCCAUCCCUUCACAGUAAAGGCAGUACAGAGCUGGAUACUGAUAUAAGCCUGGCAGUUUAGGCUGGGGCCUGGCCUUUCUUUUGUCUCUCUAAUUCAGACACCUCUGCCAUGUAGCUAGGGUCCAGCCUAGGGCAAUAUCCACAGGGUGAGAAUUCUGUACAGUGUUCCAGGCAUUGUUCUAAAUCCUGGGAUUAGUGUUGCAAGACAAAUGAAGAUCUGAUUCCUUAAAACCUGCAGUCUUUGGUUCCAUGUUCAUUUGUCCAGGCAAUGAACAAAUUAAAAGUUUUAGAGAGUAAAGAAUACAGGAAACCAGAAAUGCAACCUUUUUAUUUUAA
Suncus etruscus (white-toothed pygmy shrew) is the source of this 2404-nucleotide messenger RNA. RefSeq names its product twinkle mtDNA helicase (gene TWNK). Gene Ontology annotation, cellular component: mitochondrion. Gene Ontology annotation, biological process: mitochondrial DNA replication. The record is from RefSeq and is a predicted model, not a curated record. Gene Ontology annotation, molecular function: single-stranded DNA binding; 5'-3' DNA helicase activity; ATP binding. The transcript is spliced from 6 exons. Lineage: Eukaryota; Metazoa; Chordata; Mammalia; Eulipotyphla; Soricidae. Bases 33 to 2063 code for a protein of 676 amino acids.